Molecule: messenger RNA, 330 nt
Organism: Aphanomyces invadans
Lineage: Eukaryota; Oomycota; Saprolegniomycetes; Saprolegniales; Verrucalvaceae
Exons: 2
Coding region: 1-330 (109 amino acids)
Source: RefSeq, a predicted model, not a curated record
AUGGACACGCGUGUGUGGGAGAUGUACUUGACUGAUCUGCUCAAGUACGAGAUCGAAGGCCCCUCUGUUAUUGUGGCCGACAACUUGGAUUGUCAUGUCUGCCAAGCCUCGCACGACAAGGUGUCAUCUGAACUAUUCAGUGUGCUUGAGCCCUUGCCCAAGAGCUCCACCAUUGCGCUCGAAGUGGCUCCAAAAGCUCCUGUCACGACAGCGGCAGAAAAGCGCCUGGUCAUGAUCAAGCGCACGAUUGCAGCGUGGGAAGAGAUGCCUACUUCACUGAUCCCCUGUUCAUUUGAGAAGGCAAUCCCUGGUGCCCCCAUUGCCCCUUAA